AUGACGAAUCGAGGAGGUGGCGGAGGUGGAGAAUAUUUGUAUAAUGAGUUAUGGAAGUUAUGCGCGGGACCUUUGGUUGAUAUUCCUCAAGCUGGUGAAAGAGUGUUUUACUUUCCUCAAGGUCACAUGGAACAACUCGAAGCGUCAACACAACAAGACUUAAAUUCAGUGAAACCGCUUUUCGAUCUUCCUCCCAAGAUUCUCUGUAGUGUUAUGAACGUUCGUCUUCAGGCGGAGAAAGAAACGGACGAGGUCUAUGCCCAGAUUACUUUGAUCCCUGAAGGAACACAAGUUGAUGAACCUACGAGUCCUGAUCCUUCUCCUCCCGAGUUGCAGAGGCCUAAAGUUCACUCUUUCAGCAAGGUUUUGACUGCGUCUGAUACAAGCACACAUGGUGGAUUUUCUGUUUUACGGAAACAUGCGACGGAAUGUCUUCCUCCGCUGGAUAUGACCCAGCAAACCCCGACCCAGGAGUUAGUAGCCGAAGAUGUGCACGGUUAUCAGUGGAAAUUCAAGCAUAUUUUUAGAGGCCAGCCACGGAGGCAUCUUUUGACGACCGGGUGGAGCACCUUUGUUACAUCAAAGAGAUUGGUUGCUGGAGACACUUUUGUAUUCCUGAGAGGGGAGAACGGAGAGUUGCGGGUUGGAGUCAGACGUGCUAACCGACAACAGAGUAGUAUGCCUUCAUCUGUCAUAUCAAGUCAUAGCAUGCAUCUUGGAGUGCUUGCUACUGCAUACCAUGCUACUCAAACCCGAACUAUGUUCACCGUAUACUAUAAACCAAGAACAAGCCAGUUCAUCAUUAGCUUGAACAAAUAUCUCGAAGCCAUGAGCAAUAAGUUCUCUGUAGGGGUGAGAUUUAAGAUGCGGUUUGAGGGAGAUGAUUCCCCUGAAAGAAGUUUUUCUGGCACGGUUGUUGGCGUUAAAGACUGCUCCCCCCACUGGAAAGACUCAAUAUGGCGACGCCUAGAAGUUCAUUGGGAUGAGCCUGCAUCAAUUUCAAGACCUGAUCAGGUUUCACCAUGGGAAAUCGAGCCUUUUGUAGCUUCAGAAAAUGUUCCUCCGGCAGUUGUGUAUAAGAACAAAAGGUCCCGUCAAGUUAGUGAAGUAUCUGCACUUGAUGUAGGCAUAACAUGUUCAAACCUUUGGAGUUCCGCAUUAACGCAAUCCCGUGAGUUUGCACAAUCGUGCAUCACCUCACAGAGGAGUUCUCCUCAGCAACUUUAUCGUGAUGCAACUGAGGAUGCUAAGAAUCCUGAUUGGCUAAUGAGCUCUUACGCUGUGUCAAAUGUGUCAAAAGACUCAACCCUGAACGAUCAAAUGGUUUUCCCAGUCGAGCAGAAGAAACCCGAGACAACCGGUAAUUACAGAUUAUUUGGAAUUGAUCUGAUGAGUUCCUCUCUAGCGGCUUCCGAGGAGAAAACUGCACCCGUGCGACCCAUCAACAUAACCAAACCGUCUCCGGAUAGCAACUCAGACCCACAAUCCGAGAUUUCAAAAGUAUCAGAAGAGAAAAAGCAGGAACCUGCACAGCCAUCACCAAAAGAGGUCCAAAGCAAGCAAAGCAGUUCUACAAGAACCCGUACCAAGGUGCAGAUGCAAGGCGUACCCGUGGGCAGGGCUGUGGAUUUAACUGCGCUGAAUGGGUACAGUGAGCUUAUAGACGACCUUGAGAAGCUGUUUGAGAUAAAAGGUGAACUACGGAGUCGCAAUCAAUGGGAAAUAGUGUUCACAGACGAUGAAGGAGAUAUGAUGCUUGUCGGUGAUGACCCAUGGCCUGAGUUCUGUAACAUGGUGAAGAGAAUAUUCAUAUGGUCAAAAGAGGAAGUGAAGAAAAUGACGCCGGGGAACCAACUCCGGAUGCUGUUAACGGAAGUUGAAACAAUAUUAACAACAGUUUCCAAAACAGAUAACCACUCAAACUAA
Arabis nemorensis is the source of this 1926-nucleotide messenger RNA. The record is from the annotation of a GenBank genome assembly. Lineage: Eukaryota; Viridiplantae; Streptophyta; Magnoliopsida; Brassicales; Brassicaceae.